ACCAGCAGCCUGAGCAGGGGCUGGGAGAAGGGAAGUCUUGUGCUCUUCAUACUGCAGGGAAAGCCUCUUUGCAUAAACUCUGCUCACAGGUUAAGAACAUCCUGCAGCAAGUCAUCACUUCAGCCUAAAGGUUUGUGGAAGAAAUAAGCAAUACAUGAAACAGGAUUAAAUUAAUUUUUACACCUAUUCAUUCGGGACCCUGAUGAGUGAUAAAUGGGGAGAGUAGAAGAUGGUGAAUUUCGGAGAGAAUGCAACUGAGAACUGCACUAUUAAUCAUGAGAUCCACCAGAUAUUAUCCCCUGUGGUAUACAUAUUUGUAUUUAUAGUAGGCUUGCCAGCUAACUGCCUGUCACUGUACUAUGGGUAUUUACAGAUCAAGGCAAAAAAUGAAUUGGGUAUCUACCUUUGCAAUUUGACUGUAGCAGACCUGCUCUACAUAUUUUCUUUGCCUUUUUGGCUUCAGUAUGUUUUACAGCAUGACAAUUGGACCUACGAUGAGCUGCUGUGCAAAAUUUGUGGGAUCCUCUUGUAUGAGAAUAUCUACAUCAGUGUGGGCUUCCUCUGCUGCAUCUCCAUUGACCGCUACCUCGCAGUGGUGCACCCCUUUCGGUUUCAACAGUUUCGGACAAUGAAGGCUGCUGUGAUUGUGAGCAUCGUUAUCUGGACCAAAGAAAUAAUGACAUGCUGCUUUGUCUUUAUGCACGGCGAGGUCAGUAUGGAUGCCGAGAGCCAUGUGGUGUGCUUCGAGCAUUACCCCAUCAAAGAAUGGGAGCACAAUGUGAAUUACUACCGCUUCUCUGCUGGCUUCCUUUUCCCCUUCUUUCUGCUGGCCUUUUCUUACUGUGGGAUUUUACGGGUUGUCCACAAGAGUCACGGCACUCAAAAGAAGAAGAAAAUCCAAAUUGAACGGCUGGUUUCAAGCACUGUUUUAAUUUUUUUAGUUUGCUUUGGACCAUACCACAUCCUACUUGUGGUUCGCAGCUUGUUGGAGAACAACUGCUCAUUUGCUGAGAAAAUAUUUAAUAUUUACCAUUUUUCUCUCCUGUUGACUACUUUUAACUGUGUUGCUGAUCCAGUAUUGUACUGUUUUACCAGUGAAAGCACUUACCAGAACUUUUCCAAGAUGCGAGACUCUUGUUUAACAUGUUUAGGGUGUCUGAGGACUGAGACAAAGGAAUCCUAUCCGCUGAAUGCUCCAGAAACUCCCAACAGGCCACAGCACGAGCAACAACCAAGGUUAUUACAGAUAUCAAAUGGUGAUACUGAAAAGAAGGAUGACUCCAGAACUACCUUGGGCAGACUAUAG
This is a messenger RNA of Opisthocomus hoazin, 1306 nucleotides long. RefSeq names its product G protein-coupled receptor 68 (gene GPR68). Gene Ontology annotation, molecular function: G protein-coupled receptor activity. Lineage: Eukaryota; Metazoa; Chordata; Aves; Opisthocomiformes; Opisthocomidae. Gene Ontology annotation, biological process: cellular response to pH; G protein-coupled receptor signaling pathway. The record is from RefSeq and is a predicted model, not a curated record. Gene Ontology annotation, cellular component: membrane.